Molecule: messenger RNA, 1704 nt
Organism: Fomitopsis serialis
Lineage: Eukaryota; Fungi; Basidiomycota; Agaricomycetes; Polyporales; Fomitopsidaceae
Exons: 7
Coding region: 1-1704 (567 amino acids)
Source: RefSeq, a predicted model, not a curated record
AUGCCGGCCACAUCGUAUACUCCUGGUGAACUCCUCAUCCUGCGUAGCUUCCUCCCGGAGUGGAAGGCAGGUGACUCAAAUGACCGUAAAGAUGUCCGCUCGCGUGCCGUCGAGAAGUUGGAGGCCCACCGGGGAAAGCCGUUGAAGAAGGAGGGAAAAAAGGCUGUUCGGGCUUGGUUUUACAAUGCCGCACCUGUUAAGAACAAGAAACGGAAAGACCGUCCUGCUGUGUUCGGCCGGCGGCUCAACUGGCACCGUGUGGUAGCUUGGCACAUGCCCGCGGAGUUGGAUGAGAAGAUGGCUGUGACUGGGGUCACCCACGGAGACAAGGACUUUCUCGCGACUUAUCAAAAGGAGCUGCGCAAUCUGGCCAACAGUCUGCCCCGGGCGAAACAGCGGGAGUACAAGCAGGAGGCCGUCCGAUGGAACUCGGAAGGUCAACCUCAUGAAUUGCAGGACCGGAACAUCGUUCGGAAGAGCAAAGCGGUCAUGUUAGACUUCGCAAAUUACGUCUGGAGGAACUUCGGCAUGCGUGUGUUCGUCCACGCCGUUUACAAAUCCCUGGAAGGGAAACCGUGUUUAAUCGACUUUGAUUGCAACGACCUUGUCGACCCCAACGCCCAGCGUGCAGCGGGUCGGGUGAAAUUCAAGGACAUGUACCCCGACUACAAACGUGCGGACGGGUUCCGAGAUCUAUUCAAGGACUAUGGGCACAAAUUGUUCGCGGGCGAGGACUUAUCGGAGGAGAGUGAUGCGGAUGUCAGGGCGAGUAAGCGGGGUGUGCCGAAGAUUGACUGGGAGAUGUACGAUGACAACACCCCCUGUAUGCCCCACCACGGCGCCGAGUGCUUCAAAAAUCUACGGAACAAGAAGGCUUUUAUUUCUGACUUCGUCCGGCUUCAUUACGUGGCCUAUACAAAUAUGCCGAAGUUGAAAGUCCCCUGGGUCGCUCUCCAGGCGACUCCGGAGAAGCUUCUCGAGGCCGGGUCGCUUCCUGACGGUGUCACCCUCCAAGAACCGUCGCAUCUGAAACAGGCGGAGGUUGACUCUCUUAUCGCACACUGGCGUACAAGGGCUAAUUCCUCACGGCUUGCCUUUGUGAUGCGUUUCAUUGCCUACCGAAACCAUCAAAGCGAAAUCGUGUCUCUGGAGCAUGAGGAGCCGAGGACUGCUUCCCGCCGCGCUGCCCGGAGCGCACGCCGCGCCCGUGCUAGCGUGACUCCGGCGAAAGACAGUGAUGCUUCCGACGGUGAUGAUGAGCGGGACAAUCAACCCGGACACCAGUCGGAUGAGGCACACAGUGAAGAGGAUAUCGCCAACCAGCAUGAUUCAUCUGACAAGGAAUCGUCCUCUUCUUCGUCGACGUGCCAAUCAUCGAGCUCGUCAACUGGAAGCGAUCCCGCUACCCCGCCCCCCCCUCCUCACGAGCAAGAAAGGUCGGCCGCCCUGUCUUCGCCGGGAGCCGCGCCAUCGCCCCUGGCGAACCUGCAAUCGGAGCUUGACAUCGACAUGUUGACGUCCGGCGCCAUCUCAUCGUCCGGCGACACGGCCGAAUGUGAAGCGACGAACGGCGCCUGUCAAGUUGACAUCGGGUCUCGUUAUCGAGCGCAUGAGCAGUCCACUCCAUCAGGGCAGCCCCGGGCCGCGGUCGGAUUCGCCUUGUCCGCCACCGCGGGUGGUGCCCCGACAGCGUCGGGCGGAUAG